Molecule: messenger RNA, 645 nt
Organism: Dictyostelium discoideum AX4
Lineage: Eukaryota; Evosea; Eumycetozoa; Dictyosteliales; Dictyosteliaceae
Gene: rsmM
Product: small GTPase
Exons: 7
Coding region: 1-645 (214 amino acids)
Molecular function (GO): GTPase activity; GTP binding
Source: RefSeq, a predicted model, not a curated record
AUGGCUACUUCAAUUUCAUCAUGCGAUAUAACAUUAAAAAUACUAUUUGUAGGUGAUCCAUCAGUAGGUAAAUCGUCAUUAAUAUGGAGAAUGAGUGAAAAUAUAUUUCCAACAGUUGAACAAGCGAAUUUAACUUUGGCAAACUCGGUGAAAUCAAGAGCAAUUCAAUUUGGGAAAAAGCAGAUAUUAGUAAAAUUUUUUGACACAGCAGGCCAAGAAAGAUUUAGAACCAUUUCAAAAUCAUUUUAUUCAAACACAGAUAUAAUUAUUCUUACAUAUGACCAAAACAAUCAAUCAACAUUUGAUCAUCUUGUUCAAUGGCACACCGAAAUUCAAAGAUAUUGUUCUAAAAAUACUUUUAUAGCAUUAGCAAGUACAAAGAGGGAUUUACCUCCUGUAGUUGACCCAUCAUUAGCUCAAAAUUUUGCAAAUGAAAAGGGAAUUUUAUUUAUGGAAACAAGUUCUUCAACAAAUGAAGGUAUUGAAGAUUUAUUACAAACUGUUAUAAAGAGUGCUGGUGAAAAAUUAUAUACAGAGGAAAAUUGGAUUAGAUUUAAGUUAAGAGGUGAACAAAAUACACGUCAAACAAGGGGAAGCUCACAAGGAACAGAACCAAGAAAAACUGGUUUCUGUCAAAUUCUAUAA